GAAUAGUGUCGGGCUUACGACAGUCGGACAUUAAAAUAAUAUAGAAGAAUUACAAAAAUGAAGGGAAAAAAAAUAAAGAAUCCUAUAGUAAAACAUUUAAUCAAUUACCAUAUAAUUACCCCAAAAUAUGAAUAUCGAUAAAACUAACAUAAAUAAAUUUAAAAUAAAAAUAUUUAGAGAAAUUAAUAAAUAUCCACACACAAAGUAAAAUAAAUUCAUUCUACCACACAAGUUAUCCGCGCCCAAAUUAUUUUACAAGCAACACGCCCUUGAGAAGAAUUGUAGAAAUUGAGCAUAACUUCAUUUUCAAGAACAGUUGCUCAUCAAUGGCAACCUCCAGCGCAUUAAUUAAAUAGAGAGGCGAUAAAGACCUCAUCCAAGUAGCAGCAACUAAACCCGCAUUGUCUCUCAUCAAUGCUUUGCUACACUCACAUUUUGCAAGAAAGUGCAAAAAAAAACCAGAGAGGCUUCUUUGAUCAUUCAUUCAGCUGAAAAAUGGGGGUAAGUUGCCUUGUGGUUUUGGUCCUUCAAAUAACAGUUAGUGAAGUGAGUGGUGCUGGUGUUGGUGUUGGGAGUGGCGGCGUUUGGUUUGGUGGAGGAAUAAACAGCCCAAGUCCAGGAGGAGGUUCUGUCCCAAGGCAAAAUUCCGCUUACAUUGCUCUUCAAACAUGGAAAUCUGUAAUCACUGAUGAUCCAAUGGGGAUUUUGAACAAUUGGGUCGGUCCAAAUGUAUGCACGUACAGAGGAAUUUUCUGCUCACACACUGAAGAUUACGCGGGCAACCCAACUGAGUUAGUUGUUACAGGUAUAGAUCUGAAUCAUGCAAAUCUUCAAGGGACUCUUGUAAAAGAACUAUCUUUCUUAACAGAAAUUUCUCUCCUUCACCUCAAUACCAAUAGAUUCUCAGGCACAAUCCCACAAACAUUCAGAGAUCUGUAUUCUCUUGUUGAGUUAGACCUUAGCAACAACCAUUUCUCUGGUCCAUUUCCUACUACAGUCCUAUUAAUCCCAAAUCUUGUUUAUUUAGAUCUAAGAUUCAACAGUUUCUCUGGGCCAAUUCCUGAGGAUCUCUUCAACAAUAAACUUGAUGCUAUCUUUCUUAAUAAUAACCAAUUUGACGGUGAACUACCUCAGAAUUUAGGGAAUUCCCCUGCUUCAGUGAUUAAUUUUGCUAAUAAUAAGUUUAGUGGGAGCAUUCCGUUUAGUUUGGGUUACAUGGGUACCAGAAUUAAGGAGAUAUUGUUCCUAAACAACCAGCUAAAUGGUUGCAUACCAGAAGGUGUGGGAUUGUGGACAGAUUUGCAAGUUUUGGAUGUGAGUUUCAAUUCACUAAUGGGGCAUUUGCCUGAUACCAUUUCAUGCUUGAGUGGCAUUGAAGUACUCAACUUGGGACAUAACAAGUUGUCUGGGGAUUUGCCGGACUUAAUUUGUUCACCAAGAAACCUUGUGAAUUUGACUCUUGCUUACAAUUUCUUCUCUGAGUUGAGCCAAGAUUGUCUGAGAAAUGUAGGAGGAAUUGAUUUCUCAUUGAACUGUAUUCCAGGAAGGCAAAUGCAAAGGCCUCAACCUGAGUGCUCUGUCAUUCCAGGUGGCACUCUCAGUUGCCUUAGGGUACCUGCAGUAAAGCCUCUUGUUUGUGGAUGAAAAACAACGUCGUCUACUACUAUUAUCUUUGAGUGACAAUUGAGCACUUUGAAAAGCUGCUUAUCUUAACCACACGGAAGUUAUGACUUGUAGUCUUGUACCUUCCAAAUUUAUU
Messenger RNA from Capsicum annuum, 1759 nucleotides. RefSeq names its product leucine-rich repeat extensin-like protein 4. The transcript has a single exon. The record is from RefSeq and is a predicted model, not a curated record. Bases 496 to 1644 code for a protein of 382 amino acids. Gene Ontology annotation, molecular function: protein binding. NCBI's taxonomy places the organism in Eukaryota, Viridiplantae, Streptophyta, Magnoliopsida, Solanales, Solanaceae.